UACAGGCAGUGCUGUGUAGAGAGGACUCGAGGCUAGACAACGAGAACCUAGACAACAAGAUGUCUUCCGCUCUUGGCAGGGCCCUUUCGGUGGGAGCACGGGGUUUCCCUGCCGCGGGGGCAGGCAGGAGAGUGGGUGAAGUGGCCGCGAGGGGGAGAGGAUUGAAGACGAACCCUCACGUCGAGGAGUGGAUGGGUAAGCGAGAAAUUUCGGAGAAGACGUUCACGUUUACGCCCAAGGUCUCCCUCGGACUCCUCAUGGCCAUCGUCGUGUUCCCCGUGGUAGUGUACGGGAACAUCAAGGCCGGUAUGGAGACCAAGGACGCUAAGGAGGGCCGGAAACGAGAGUACUUCUAAGAAGCGAGAGUGCUGCUCAGAUGCGAGAAUGCUCUAAGAAGCCAGAGUACUUCUAAGCCAGAGUAUUUCGAAGAACACCAAAAAGCUGUUGUCCGGGACUCAGCAAGAAAAGAGCUACGUAGGUGAUGCUUCUUUUUGGUCGGAGGACGAAGGAUUUUCCCAAGGAUUGGCUGCGUUUUUGAGGUUCGUUGUGGUGGUGCCCACACAAGUGUGGCAUGCCAAACAACGGGAUACCGCGUUUCGGAAGAAAACAGAGGGGUGGGUGGGAAGGGGCUUUUGAAGAAGCUUACGAACCCCCCCCCCUCCCGGUCUCCUCUCUAUCAGGGUGAAGAUUUUUACAGGAUGAGCUAGAGAGCUUUGAAAAGAUAACCACCGCCGUGUUUUUUUUUGUUUUCGUGCCUGUGAGAAUCUGUCUGGUGGUCGGGACCGCGUUCUGUGCAAAAUGCCGCUGUGUUCGUUCUCGAGCCCCAACCAAAUUGUCUUGCUGUAGUGGGAGGAAGAUGGGAACAUCUUGCCGCACGAGUAUCUGCUCCCGCGGGAAAAUGCGGCGAGUUUUCCUGCUCCGUCCUAGCAUCUCGUAAGCUCUGGUUGUGCGAGACGUUUCAUUUUGCCAGUGCGUGGGCAUACGCGCAGAGCACGGAGAUGUGCGAAACGCCGGUUAUCAUUCUUUUUUCUCCAC
Molecule: messenger RNA, 1035 nt
Organism: Ectocarpus siliculosus
Lineage: Eukaryota; Phaeophyceae; Ectocarpales; Ectocarpaceae
Source: the annotation of a GenBank genome assembly